Molecule: messenger RNA, 462 nt
Organism: Linum tenue
Lineage: Eukaryota; Viridiplantae; Streptophyta; Magnoliopsida; Malpighiales; Linaceae
Source: the annotation of a GenBank genome assembly
AUGAGCGACGAGAAGUUCGAUUGCGGUUUCGAGAUGUUGCAAGUGAUUUAUUUAAGUAGCGGAGAUGACCUGGAGCAGGUGGCGGCGGGGAACCCCUUCAAGUUUUGGGCAUUCGAAGAGUAUUGCGAACGAGCACGAGCAGCCAACGGUGGCCGGUCCACCUCCUUUACUGUCCGCUUGACUCGCGAGUUCUUGGAGCAGCAGCUUCUGUUUGGGGGAAUCAACUUCGAUCCUCUCUUCUGCACUUUUGCCCUCUACCCUGUGGCCGCCGCCGCCGCAAUCGCCGCCGCCCAAACCUGCACUACCCCGCUCUCCCGCAUCGUGAUCCUCUCUCAGCGAGACGCGGCGGAAGGAGGACGAAGUGCGGCGGACGACGAGGCGAGGCGGGAGGCCUGGCGGGUGAUGCGGCGGACGACGAGGCCUGGCGCGGCGGCGGGACUGGAGGCGUGGCCGCCGACGUGA